AUGUCAAGAAAACGACCUUAUGAUCAGUUCCGUCCGAAUUACCAGGAAGAUAUGUUGUUCCCGCCGCCCAGCAAGAAAUCUCGCAAUGGACCGGCGUCUUUGCCUCAAGCAUCGCAGAAUGAUCGGGUCCUGCAAGCUUCAUCAUCUUCAGUAAGAUCAGCUGAACCCAUUUCACCCCACGAUCACUUUCCUCGUGGGCAUUCACCUUGGACUGCCAAAAUUGGUGACAAUCCUUUCGAAGCUCAGCUGGCACAACCUGUCUUCAGAAGACUGGCCCCACAGACCUCGCUUUUGCCGCACUGGGAAUAUCAGACAGCUCCCUCGACCAGCGAAGUCAAUCACGGAUUAGAAGGAAACAGAUUAUUCCCUCAAAGGGUCGAUUCUGCUCCAAGCAAGCGAGUACGAUUAUCAUUACCUCCCCCAGUUGCUCUUUCCAGCACCACAGCUACGACCUCUGCAGGUGAUCCCCACACCCAGUACCGCACGCGUUCGAAAUCAAUCCCAGUCGACAUCGACCGAAUUCCUCCGACGCCAACAAUCGAUCCGUACCACACUCACAGCUCAUUCGUAAUUUCGCCUUCUAGAAGGGAUCGAAGUGCAAGUCAAUCUACCUUUCAUCCCUUCUAUAUGUCGGCAAGCUCUUCUGCUCUGACUGCUCCGGUGUCGCUCAAAUCUACGACUAGGGGUGAUCAUCUACUUGCUCAAGUCCACCAAAAGGUCGAUAAGCUCUCUAGGAAAGCUACUCGGACUAAGGAAGACUUGGAAGUGGCACAAACAGAACUAAAAGCCCUCGAGGAUGCAGGAGAAGUUGUGGGACUACGAAAUCAACUGCAAGAUGCGAACAAGCGAAUACAUCUGCUGAAGAGCGAGACCACAGGUAGAACUGCAGAAUUGACGAGGUAUUGGUCAUCGAAAGUACGAACUAUGGAAAAGGAGCAUGAGGUGGAGAUGAAGGAGAAGGACGACAAGAUUAGGUACCCAGAGGCGAAAGUCCAAAGAUGGAAGAAAGAGGUCGAGACUCUCAGUAAUGCAAAAAAGAAUGAUAAAGUCGACACUUCUUCUGCUUCUAGGACAUCGACGAGCGAUUUUUUUCGAAAUCACACCUACAAUCAACCUUCGAUGAGAAGUUCCUGCCGCUCUCGGGAACCUUUCUCAGACAAGUCUUCAUCGAUGAAGAAUGGAACAUAUCCAAUACUAGGUGUAGCAUUGCAUGGUCCAUACAGGUCUGCCAGUAGGAGUAGAAACAAUGAAGGAUCCUCAAGAUGGAACCUCGACCUUACACAACGUUCCGAUAAUCAAGUACACCUGACGAGUACAGCUGAUUCGACAAAGUCAAACCCAUAUCGCAAGCAAGCUGAAAGCGAUUGGCUCCGAAAGAACCGACUUUUCAAAUCGUAUACAAUCUGUCCUGCCUUUGAAGCUAGCCAGAGGGAUCCCGGAGAAAUCUAUCCUUUCGGCAUAUACGACCAGCUCCCUGAUACUUGCGAAUUAGAUAUGGAACGUGAUGCGGGGCCAGAAGAAGGAGAUGAAGUUCUGAUGAAUGGUAUAAAGAUGAGACACCUAGUGGAAUCUGAAGCUCAGAAGAAGCCUCAUGGACUUGACCAUAUCAACCGAGACAAUGAGGUUCAUGUCAGAAACGGAGAUGAUUUUCAAAACGCUAUAGAAGAAGACGCUCUGGGAAUCGAAGAGUGGGAUGGAUUCGGCGAGCAGGACUGGGAUGGGUUUGGGGUGCAAGAUCUAGAAGGAUUCGGAGUAGCUGAUGAUGAUGGGUUUGGGGUCGCAGACGAUGAUGGAUUUGGAGAGGUCGAUCUGGAAGGGUAUGGAUGUGAGGAAUAUGAAGGAUUCGGGGUGGAAGAAGAUGAUGGGUUUCUCAUUGAAGAAGACGACGGGCUGUUUGUGUGUUAG
Kwoniella mangroviensis CBS 8507 is the source of this 1905-nucleotide messenger RNA. RefSeq lists its product as uncharacterized. The transcript is spliced from 3 exons. The record is from RefSeq and is a predicted model, not a curated record. The coding region runs from base 1 to 1905 and encodes 634 amino acids. NCBI's taxonomy places the organism in Eukaryota, Fungi, Basidiomycota, Tremellomycetes, Tremellales, Cryptococcaceae.